Molecule: messenger RNA, 647 nt
Organism: Dermatophagoides farinae (American house dust mite)
Lineage: Eukaryota; Metazoa; Arthropoda; Arachnida; Sarcoptiformes; Pyroglyphidae
Product: frizzled-5
Biological process (GO): non-canonical Wnt signaling pathway; canonical Wnt signaling pathway
Cellular component (GO): plasma membrane
Molecular function (GO): Wnt receptor activity; Wnt-protein binding
Source: RefSeq, a predicted model, not a curated record
AGUUUGUUUUUUGAUUAAAAAAAAAUUACCCUUGUCAAUCCUAUCAGGAACGCCACCAAUAAAGGUCAACAUAAUGAGCAGCAAAUUUUUAGGAAAUUUUGGUGGACGGUUAUUGGUCAUAAUGAUCCUAAAUUUCUGGUACUAUGAUCCGAAUGUUUAUUUUUGUCAAUCAAUGGCUAUACUUUAUGAUAAGAAUGUCCGAAAUCGAUGUGAACCGAUCAUUAUACCAAUGUGUGCAAAUAUUGGCUACACACAUACAUACAUGCCGAAUAUAUUGGAAAUGGAAACUCAACAAGAGGCUGGCCUUGAAGUACAUCAAUUCUGGCCAUUAGUUCAUGUGAAUUGUUCGGAAGAUUUAAGAUUUUUUCUUUGUUCCAUAUAUACACCCAUCUGUAUUGAAGAUUAUGUUGGUUAUAUUCCAUCUUGUAGAUCGGUCUGCGAAAGAGCCAGAAUUGGAUGUGAACCUUUACUCUUACAAGGUGGUUUUCAAUGGCCCGAACAAUGGAGGUGUAAUAGAUUUCCGAUAUACGGAAAUCGUAUCUGUAUGGAUCCAAAAAAGAAAAAAUUUUGAAACAAAUCUUCUGAAGCGUGCGACAUCUUUUGGUCUUAAAUCACAUUAAAAAAAUUGUUAUUUUUUAAUUUUCGAA